AUGAAGCCAGUCCAUUGUCUGUCCCUGCUAGCCUUCCAGGCCUUGUGCGUGGCUGCUGGCCAACACGAGCAUCCGCAUUCAACCGUCUUCAACCCUCAUCGCGCUCUAUGGAAGAGACAAGAAGCCGCCUUUCCGCCCACCUUGGACCAGAAUGAGGCGAUACUGGCCAACUCCUUCGAUAACGCUUCGCUUGAAACAUGGUCUUAUUACUACACCCAUGGCCUGCACCUCGCUGGUACCAAUAAGACCAUUGCUCAGUGGACUGCUGAUCGCUGGAAUGAGUUUGGCUUCUCAGCCAAGCUAGUUGAGUACUAUACGUACCUGAACUAUCCGGUGUCGCACUCGUUGUCUGCGACCUUCCCCAAUGGAUCAACUUGGACCGCCUCGCUGCGGGAGGACCCCUUGCCUGAGGAUGAUGUGACUAACUAUCCCAACAGCGUCCCCACAUUCCACGGGUAUUCCUUCAGUGGUGAUGCAGAAGCAGAGUACGUCUACGUCGGUCGCGGCCAGCAGGUAGACUUUGAACGACUCAAAGCAUUGGGCGUGCCUCUUGAAGGCAAGAUCGCCUUGUCCCGCUACGGCGGUCCGUUCCGCGGACUCAAGGUCAAGAAUGCUCAGGAGAACGGCCUUAUCGGCGUCGUUAUCUUCACAGAUACAGCUGACGAUGGCAAUGUGACGGAGGCCAAUGGCUAUGCCCCUUAUCCUCACGGACCAGCGCGAAAUCCAACCUCGGUGCAACGUGGGAGCGUAGAGUACUUGUCCACCCACCCUGGCGAUCCGACGACCCCAGGCUACCCAUCGCACUUUGAUUCACCUCGUACGGACCCGUCUCUCGUCACGCCACAGAUCCCAUCUCUUCCUAUAUCGUGGAAAGACGCCCAACCAUUGAUCCAAGCGCUCGACGGCUAUGGUACCAGUGGGACGACAGUGAACCGUACCAACUGGGUCGGCAAGCUCAAUGCAACCUACUCAACGGGACCAGCUCCAGGAACAACCAUUUCGCUGUCCAAUGUCGUGAGAGAAGAGACCACCUGGAUCUGGGACACCAUCGGGAUCAUCAACGGAACCCACGAGGAUGAAGUCAUCAUAAUCGGCAACCAUCGCGACGCCUGGGUGGUUGGUGGUGCUGCGGACCCAAACUCGGGCUCGGCGGUGCUUGUCGAGCUUGCUAAGGCUUUUGGAGCAUUACUCAAGACUGGUUGGAAGCCCCGACGAACCAUCGUUCUGGCCUCUUGGGACGCAGAAGAGUAUGCCUUGCUCGGCUCCACCGAAUGGGUUGAGGAGUACAUUCCCUGGCUGAGCAAGGCGGCGGUCGCCUACCUCAACGUCGACGUCGCUGUAUCUGGCCCCGAUCCUGAGCUAGCAGCCUCGCCGGAGCUGCAUGAGAUCGCCACCGAGGUUCUCAAGAAGAUUGUCUAUCCGUAUCGUGGCUACAACAACCUGACGCUCUACGAUGUCUGGUACGGCCUGACCGAGGGCGAAGUUGAAGUCUUGGGUUCUGGAAGCGACUACACCGCUUUCAUUCACAACGGCAUCGGCUCCCUGGACUUUGGCGCCGGCGGAGGUCCUACAGAUCCAAUUUAUCAUUACCACUCCAAUUACGACACCUUCCACUGGAUCAGCACUUUUGGUGACCCCGGCUUUGUUGCCCACAAAGCUAUCGGGCAGUACGUCACUUUGUUGGCAUAUCAUCUGGCGAAUGAUCCCAUCAUCCCUUUCAACGUGGAGAAUUAUGGGGUGCAAUUGACCUUGUAUCUAGAGACGCUGGCCGAUGAUAUUGCAUCCGCCAAUGCCACCGUCGACCUAUCUCCCCUAGAAUCGGCCGUGGCAACAUUCAAUGCCUCGGCUGCAGCCCUUACCGAGUUGAUCAAUACGGCAUCAACGGAACAGGAAAUCAGCUUUGUCAAUGCCAAGCUGAGGGACUUCGGUCGUGGAUUCGUGUCGCAAGGCGGUCUACCAACGAGAGAAUUCUACAAGCAUGUGGCUUUUGCACCGGGUCUCGACACGGGAUAUGCUCCCACAACCUGGCCCGGUAUCACCGAGGCGGUGGCUGCUGGCAACUUCACUCUCGCCAACAUUUGGGUGCAGAAGUCGGCGAAAGCGGUCGAGGUGGCAGCUGGUAUUUUGACGCCUUGA
Capronia epimyces CBS 606.96 is the source of this 2136-nucleotide messenger RNA. RefSeq lists its product as uncharacterized. Lineage: Eukaryota; Fungi; Ascomycota; Eurotiomycetes; Chaetothyriales; Herpotrichiellaceae. The record is from RefSeq and is a predicted model, not a curated record. Gene Ontology annotation, molecular function: carboxypeptidase activity. The transcript is spliced from 2 exons. The coding region runs from base 1 to 2136 and encodes 711 amino acids.